Panonychus citri (citrus red mite) is the source of this 1360-nucleotide messenger RNA. RefSeq lists its product as uncharacterized. The coding region runs from base 1 to 1098 and encodes 365 amino acids. The record is from RefSeq and is a predicted model, not a curated record. NCBI's taxonomy places the organism in Eukaryota, Metazoa, Arthropoda, Arachnida, Trombidiformes, Tetranychidae. The transcript is spliced from 2 exons.
AUGACCAUUGAAUUUUCCUCAUCGUCGAUCAAUAAAUUGGCAAAUGAUCAAGAGGAAAAAAUUAAUCUCUCCAAUUUUCUUAUGCUUUUUGUUUACAAAAAGACCAAAUCGACCGCUUUGAUUAAAGUGAUCUUUUUCUUGGCGAUUCUCCGACAAGGAGAUUCGCUCUAUCGUUAUGCUAAUUACUAUCUGACCAGCGGCAAUUUAGAUUCAAACGUUAUCCUCGUUUUGGCCUCAUUGGAACAUAUUUACUCGUUUAUUUGUAUACUCGUCGUGUGCAAAUGGGAUUUGAUUGUUGAGUUCGUCGAAAUUUGGUCGAAAACUGAUCUACAAGAUGAUUCGGAGACUCGAAAUUAUAUUAAUCGAAAAAGACGAAAAUUUCGAAUCGUGUUCAUCUUAUUCUGUACUUCGAGUGCAAGUAUAACCGCUUUACUUAAUUUCGAUUUCAAUCGAUUUACUUAUAUUUCCAGUAUCAAGAUGUUUUAUGUUUUUGUGGACAAUUUAAUCCAAUUGAUGUUGAUCAGUAUGAUUAUCGACUUUCUAAGUUUACUUUCGAUUCAUAUUCAAGCAGUUUUUAUUGCAGUCGAUCGUAAAUUGGGACAAUUACCUAACGAAGUUGGUGCUCUGUGUGAAAAGCUCAGAUCAAUUCGACGAUUACAUUAUUAUGGCCGAGAAUUGACUCGACUUGUUGACCUUUUCAUAUUUUAUCUCAUCAUCGGAAUCUAUUGUAUCAUCGUACCGGUCAUUUUGCUUGGACUUUACCGAUUAAUUUAUGAGUCUGAUACGAUACUUGAUCGGUUCACAUCGUUAGGUGUCUUGGUCAUCGGUAUUUCGGCAACAGUUAUCGUUACUUUUAGCGCUGUUGAGAUAAACAAUUUGGCCUCAAAGUGUUUCGAUAAAGUUUACGAGCUUUCGUUUGUCAAUGGAUGCCCAGGCUACUACAAAGAGGUCUCACUGAUGAUGUACCGUAUGGGUCGAUAUGAUAUUGGAAUAAGUUUCGCUAAUCUCUUCAUCAUUUCUUCAUCAUUUGUCACUUCACUUGCGACACUUUGUGUUACCUUUAUAUUGGCAUUUCCGUCAACAUUCAAAACUCAAUAAUGAUUAAAAGAUUAUCAACAAUUAGUUGAUUCUCAGUGUAUUCUCAAGUACCUAAACAAAGAGGCAAUUACAUUAAAACACAAUUAAAGAAGAAAAUUAAAAUCAAAUUAUCACCAUUCAAGAAAUUAAAGUAUUGACUUAAUCCUUAAUUGAUCAAUACAUUAAUCGUAAACUUAAUCGUUACACUAAUAGCUGAUUGUUAAUUUUUUGUUUUGAUUAAAUUGAAAUUGACAUCAAUUUGAUUUCAAGUUAAUUGCUGGAA